Mytilus trossulus (common blue mussel) is the source of this 1430-nucleotide messenger RNA. RefSeq names its product platelet endothelial aggregation receptor 1-like. The record is from RefSeq and is a predicted model, not a curated record. The transcript has 8 exons. Lineage: Eukaryota; Metazoa; Mollusca; Bivalvia; Mytilida; Mytilidae. Gene Ontology annotation, molecular function: scavenger receptor activity. The coding region runs from base 57 to 1394 and encodes 445 amino acids.
CUUAAAGCUAUAGGUUUGUUGCAGGAUUUGAUUAUCUCAAACAACAAAAUACGACAAUGAAUUUGUAUACAUUUUUGGUCGCGAUUUUACUCUUUGGAAACGAAAUUCAUGGGUCAGAAAAUUUAGCCGUUAACAGACCAACAGACAUGAGUGAACCCGAACAAGAAUAUAAUCCUGAAAUUGUUGUAGACGGGGAUACUGACCAAGGGGAGUGUAUUCAAACGACUACACAAGUUGCUGAAGCUUGGUGGCAAGUUAGACUAAGAGAAGUAUCUACUAUAAACACUCUACACAUAUUUUACAAGGAAACUGAAACACCAUAUGUUCAGAAGAGGCGAUUUGCUGGAUUUUCAGUUUAUGUUUCCAAUGGUACAACAGUACCAUCUGGUGAGAGAUGUUAUCACCACGGAGGAGACAAAUAUCCAGAGUUAAACCAAGAAAUUGAGUGUAAAGCUGUAGGGAGAAUUGUCACCAUCAUUAUACAACGACCACCGGAAGAUGACUUCACCAAUUCUCUCUGUGUCUCCAAUCAUGCACUUCUGGAACUGUGUGAGGUGGAGGUUUAUGGUUGUGCUGUUGGUUUUUACGGAGUUGAGUGUACAAGUAAGUGCCCAACAGAUUGUGUGGAUGGUCAGUGUGAUCCGGUAACUGGAAAUUGUAGAUACGGCUGCCUAGAUGGUUACUUUGGACCUAAAUGUGAACAAGACUGUGAGACUGAUAUCACAGGAUGUAUAGGAGAGAAGUGCCCAGACAACUGUGCCUUUCAAAGCUGUGAUAUAUUUGGAGCAUGUCGGGAAGGUUGUCAAGCUGGUUGGCAGGGCACUGAUUGCACAUCACAAUGCGGAGCUGGGUUUUACGGAGAAAACUGCGAAACACGUUGUUUUUGUGAUCAUGGUGCUUGUGACAGACAGAAUGGGAGUUGUCCAGAUAGUAUGUGUUUGGAGGGUUGGGAACCUCCAACUUGUAGCAGAAUAGCCUUACAACAGUCUGGCAAUGGGGUUCCAGAGGGAAUGGUAUAUUCAUCUACAUUUUAUGCUGUUACAGCUGUGGCCGUCAUUAUCAAUACUGUACUUCUUGGGACAGUGGUCAAAUUAGCAUGCAGACUGAAGCUAUUUAAGAAACUACCGGGAAUUAAAGGGCCAAAGAAAAGGGUUCUAUCAGUGUUCAAGAGCAAGAAACGAAGUAACAGUACAGACAAACCUAACGCAAAGAAUAAACUAAAGCAACUACCAUCAAGCAAAGCAGUAAAUGACUACGCUCCACCUCCUAAUAAAGAUUAUUACCUAGACCCAGUCAACACCAGUAACAAUGAAGUUAACAACAGGCAAUCAAAGGCUGACAUGAAUAUUUAUGAUGGCUUAGAUGACGAGGAUUAUUACUCAAUCUCAAAGUAAAUCAAAUAUGAAAAAAAACAUAUUAGCAUUGAGACA